This is a messenger RNA of Vespula vulgaris, 1790 nucleotides long. RefSeq names its product transmembrane protein 234. Bases 271 to 612 code for a protein of 113 amino acids. The record is from RefSeq and is a predicted model, not a curated record. Lineage: Eukaryota; Metazoa; Arthropoda; Insecta; Hymenoptera; Vespidae. The transcript has 4 exons.
UGGCGGCAUCUGUGACGACUCGUUUGAAUUGAAACGGAGAGAAAUAAUUCAUAUGGUGUUUGUAUAAGUUAUAUUUGUGAUUGAUAACCUAUAUUAUAUGAUCGAAUAUAUUUAUUACAAUUAUUUUUCUACGUAGUAUAAGUUUGUUUUGCUCAAUUUUGUGAAUGAUAUAUUACACUUCGGAAUUACGAUAAGAAUAUGUGUUUUUUGGAAUAUGUUUAUAAAUUAUAGUUAUUAAUAAUAUAAGUAUAUGGUAUCUGCAUAGUGAAAAUGACAGAAAACACAGAAUCUGUGAUAUAUCUUGUCCUUGUAGCAUUUUUAUGGGGUGUAACUAAUCCAUUAAUAAAGAAAGGUGCAAGUGGUUUAGAAAAUAUAAAAGCAAAAACAAGCUGUGGUCAAUUUUUUAAGGAACUUUAUUUUCUUUUUACCAAUGCAAAGUACAUGACACCAUUCUUGUUCAAUCAAAUUGGAUCUUUGCUGUAUUACUUGGCCUUGCAAGGUGCAGAUAUAUCUUUGGCAGUUCCAGUUUCUAAUUCUCUUACCUUCGUGAUUACCGCUGUGACAGGUUGGAUCUUAGGAGAGAAGAGAGCGGAGAGAAAUCAUCCUGCAUAGCCGAGAUUCACGUGCAUGCAAUCAUCUCUAUGCAACUAUCCAAGAUAGCUUUAGGACUAACCUCAAGCUACGAUCGUGUUCCAAAGAAACGAAGGGAGGAAGGGAGGAAGGUAGGAAGGAAGGAAGCAAGGAAGGAAGGAAGGAAGGAAGGAAGGAAGGAAGGAUCGAAAUAUCGGUGUGCCCGUUCUCUCCCUCUUGGGAUGCUCGAGAAAGCUAAGCAGCCCUUCGAUCGGCACUUAAUCUCGCGAUUAAAUUAAACCACAGAGCGCGGAGUUAGAUAAGCAUUUAAUCAAACCGGUAAUUGGAGGUUGUAUUGGUCUAAUGGCCUCUGCUUCAUACGGGCCCGUAGCUAACAAGGGAAGGAUCGGAUAUGGAAACGUUUUCCUUGCUGUUCUCCUUAUACCAAAACGUGUUGUUACCUUACUAUUGUUAACAAGAUUUAAGUAUAAAGAUCAUAUUCAAAGUUUUGCAAAUAAAUAUAUCUACUCGAAGGAACGUCGAUAUUAUUUAAAAGAAUAAUUAAGAAAAGUAGUUUGAAUAAAUUUAAGAUCAACUUAUGAAAGUAGAACGAAUAAAUCAAAUUUGAGUAUAGACAUAUUAAUUCUUUUUUAAUUUUCAAUAUACUCGAAAGAACGUAGACAUUUUAAAUAAAUAAAUUUCACAAGCUUCGAAGAUCAAUAUGAAAGUAAUGCGAAUACAUAAAAUUGUAUGUAAAUGUUGAAUAGAAAAGGAUGAUCGAUCGAUAACGAAGAUUACAAAAUCGUAAUGUUUCAGAGGAAUUUUUUAUUUAUUUAUUUAUUUUUUUUUAGAAUUAAUAAGACAUUUUUAAGUUUAAGCUUCGGUGUAUCCAACGAAUGAAUAAAUUUGCUCCUUUAUUUUUUAUUAUAUCUCGUACACGGUAGGAUCGCCCACUCAUGAGCAGACUACGCCGGAUUCGGAUAAGGACUCGCAACGGACUUGUUUGUCGAACCUUGAAGAACCGCCUCGUCGCGAAGAGUUGACGUCAUGUCCGGAAAUAUUCAACGAAGACUCGUUCUCGACGAUUCCCUUAAACAGGUGCUACCACCUACGACGUUGCCUAAUUCUAAUUUUUCUAACUCUCUAUUCUAAUUUAAACGAGCGAUCCUAUAUUAUGACGUGUGAAAUAACUUCUCGAGAAAAAAAAAAUAUUGCAAUUA